Messenger RNA from Akanthomyces muscarius, 1383 nucleotides. RefSeq lists its product as uncharacterized. Gene Ontology annotation, biological process: chromatin remodeling; positive regulation of transcription by RNA polymerase II. Lineage: Eukaryota; Fungi; Ascomycota; Sordariomycetes; Hypocreales; Cordycipitaceae. The transcript is spliced from 3 exons. The coding region runs from base 1 to 1383 and encodes 460 amino acids. Gene Ontology annotation, cellular component: histone acetyltransferase complex. The record is from RefSeq and is a predicted model, not a curated record. Gene Ontology annotation, molecular function: histone H3 acetyltransferase activity; protein binding.
AUGAUUAACGACGCCGCCAAUUCCCAGCAGGGGCAUCCCGCCCACGGACAGACGGACGAGAGCCAAAGCAUGGACACGCAGCCGCCUCUACUCGACCACGCAGCCGUGCAAGAGCAAGCAUCGAGACUCGGCAUCAGACGCCUAGCUUCAAGAGAGCUGAAUAAUCCUUCUCACAUGAAACGACUAAAGACGACGAGUGAUGGAGAAGAUGCUAAACCGCGAACAAUACCCUUCCCAGACAAGCCCGCCGUGGUGGAAGAAGAAGCCGGCGAGAUUGAGUACCACGUCGUCAACAACGAUGGCACCCACGAGAGCUUCAUCAUCCUCACUGGCCUCAAGUGCCUGUUCCAGAAGCAGCUGCCCAAGAUGCCCAAGGACUACAUAGCCCGCCUCGUGUACGACCGCGCCCACCUGUCCAUUGCCAUCAUCAAGCACCCACUCGAGGUCGUUGGCGGCAUCUGCUUCCGCUCUUUUCCCUCGCGCACGUUUGCCGAAAUCGUCUUUUGCGCCGUUGCGUCCGACCAGCAAGUCAAAGGCUACGGAGCGCACCUCAUGUGCCAUCUCAAGGAUUAUGUUCGCGCCACCUCACCCGUCAUGCACUUUCUCACGUACGCAGACAACUACGCGACCGGAUACUUCCAGAAGCAGGGCUUCAGCAAGGAGGUGACGCUGGACCCGAAGCUGUGGAUGGGCUGCAUCAAGGACUACGAGGGCGGCACUCUCAUGCAGUGCAGCAUGCUGCCGCGCGCGCGCUAUCUAGAGGCUGGCCGCAUGCUGCUGAAACAGAAAGAGACUAUCCUCUCCAUAAUUCGCCCGCUGAGCCGCAGCCACGUUGUGCACCCGCCGCCAGCGCAGUGGGCCGGCGACAACAUCACGCCCAUCGAUCCAAUGUCCAUUCCCGCGAUCCGCGCGACAGGUUGGUGUCCGGCGAUGGACGAGCUGGCGCGGGCGCCGAAGCACGGGCCGCACUUUACCGAGCUGCGGCGGCUGCUAUAUCAGGUGCAGAACCAUAAGCAGGCGUGGCCGUUUCUGCAUCCGGUGAACAAAGACGAGGUGACGGAUUACUAUACUGUGAUUACGGAGCCGAUGGAUCUGUCGACCAUGGAGGAGAGGUUGAUGCAGGACGGCUAUGCGGAGCCGAAAGAGUUCAUCAAGGAUAUGCAGCUCAUCUUUCGGAAUUGCAAGCUGUAUAAUGAUUCGACGACCGUGUAUAGUAAAUGCGCGGUCAAGUUGGAAAAGUACAUAUGGAGUCUGGUCAAGGAGGUGCCCGAGUGGUCGAACUUGCUUGAAGAUGCUCCAUCCAACCCUGACUCUGCACUACUGACCGAGUGGAGGGAGUAUACGGGUGGCCGGCAGAGUACCUUUACGCCAACAAGCUUUUGA